AUUCAUUAAAAGCUUUAUGUUUGUUUUCAUGUUUUUCUUUCAACAACAACAACAACACACAGUUUACAAAAGAACAAAUGGACGAUAUUGUGAUGUAUACAGUUAAUUCAGUUGCAGAAUUUCCUACAGUUACUCAGGUUUCUAGCCAAGUUUCUGCCUUACAUUCAUGUGUUUUGCCACUUUGUAAUCACAAAGAAACUGCUUAUAAAACUAAAUGUCUGAAUGCAAUAGCAAAAUCUACAGAGAAAGCAUCUUCUCUAAAAGCAUACUUGGAGACAUCAAUUAUCACUCAAUCCUAUGAUAUGGUAACAAGUUUUCUAAAUUCCUCUGAUGCUAAUACAAAAUUACUUCAAGCAGCUAAAAAAGCCCAGGUAGCAUUGUUGGCACAUUCUGCUGCUUUUCUUCCUUUGGGAAGUAAAAUGCAAUUUGGAAGUGGUAAAAAAGGCAAACCAUUUUCUAUACUUUAUCACAAAUAUAUUGAUCAAAAUCCCUUACAACUUAGAACAAAUAUCAAUACAGGAAGUCUUUUAUCUUCAAUUAGUUUUGGAAAGAAAGUCACAGAAAA
This is a messenger RNA of Centruroides sculpturatus (bark scorpion), 565 nucleotides long. RefSeq lists its product as uncharacterized. The annotation marks the transcript as partial. The transcript is spliced from 2 exons. NCBI's taxonomy places the organism in Eukaryota, Metazoa, Arthropoda, Arachnida, Scorpiones, Buthidae. The record is from RefSeq and is a predicted model, not a curated record.